Fomitiporia mediterranea MF3/22 is the source of this 3059-nucleotide messenger RNA. RefSeq names its product mis5 protein. The transcript is spliced from 7 exons. Gene Ontology annotation, biological process: DNA replication initiation; mitotic DNA replication; double-strand break repair via break-induced replication. Gene Ontology annotation, cellular component: nucleus; MCM complex. The coding region runs from base 52 to 2967 and encodes 971 amino acids. Lineage: Eukaryota; Fungi; Basidiomycota; Agaricomycetes; Hymenochaetales; Hymenochaetaceae. Gene Ontology annotation, molecular function: ATP binding; single-stranded DNA binding; single-stranded 3'-5' DNA helicase activity. The record is from RefSeq and is a predicted model, not a curated record.
GGCCCUUCAUCACCCCCUCCACGGUCAUCACUGCCGCCCAGUAGUGCGCCUAUGCCGUCUCUCACAGCUAGCACGAACGGCGUGCCCACACCAUCUCGCGUGAAUGGUCGACAGGCGCGACAGACAAACGGUAGUUCCGCAGCAGGUGGAGGUGCAGAUGCUCUGGCUCUAGAUGACAUCAACCCGGACGCAGGCGCUGAAGUUGAUAUUGAGGGCAUGCAGCGUCGGCAACGACUAAGGACGAGAGGCAUUAUCGAUAACGACGUGCCGAUGGUGAGGGACGCGCUCGGGGAACAGAUCACGGAGAGUUUUGAGACUUUCUUGAAAACAUUUACUGAGGAAGUCGAGCUCGGAGCUCCGACGCCCGCAGCGGAUGAUAUGCAAGACGUGACUGCUGGGGGCACUCUACUCUACAUUGCACAGGUGGAGAUUAUGAGAGACCAUGAGCUUACGACUAUGUAUGUCGACUUCACGCACAUCCUCAAGCAGGACGACGUACUCGCUCAGGCGAUCCAGACGAAGUACUAUCGUUUUAUGCCGUACCUCAAACGCGCCGUACAUAAUCUUGUUGCGCAGUAUGCACCGGAUUACCUCCAAGAGAACCCUAGUGCACGAAGUGAUCAGACUGGCGCACAGACGAAAGACUUUAGUGUCGCGUUUUAUCAUCUACCCUUAGUCUCGGGCAUUAGGGAGUUAAAAACAGAGCGCAUUGGAACGCUGAUGAGCGUGAGUGGGACGGUUACGAGGACUAGCGAAGUUCGUCCAGAACUCUUGUAUGGUAGUUUUGUUUGCGAAGCUUGCCAUGGUAUCGUGCACGAUAUUGAGCAGCAAUUCAAAUACACUGAGCCAAAUCUAUGCCCGAACCCGACUUGUGGAAAUCGUACUGCAUGGCAGCUUCAAAUCGACUCAUCGCGUUUCACAGACUGGCAGAAAGUUCGUAUUCAAGAAAACCCAUCCGAGAUUCCGACUGGCUCAAUGCCUCGCUCGCUCGAUGUCAUUCUGCGCAGUGAGCUCGUCGAGCGUGCAAAGGCUGGAGAUAAAUGCGUCUUUACCGGUACCUUCGUGGUCGUCCCGGACGUGAGUCAAAUGGGUCUGCCUGGAGGUAACAAGGCGGAGAUGGUGCGCGAGGCAAGGAAAGGUGGUGCUGCAGGCGUUGCAGGCGCUGGUGCGGUAGGACAGACUGGGGUUACGGGUUUGAAGAGCCUCGGUGUUAGGGAUUUGUCGUACAAGACGGCGUUCCUUGCGUGCAUGGUGCAUGAUGUAGAUGGACGAACGGGUGCGAACGUACAUGGAGAAUCGGAUGAUAGCGAAACGGAUACCGAAACCUUCCUGCAGACGCUCACCGAUCCUGAACGCGAAGAGCUCGAGGCGAUGGUUCACUCAGAUUAUAUCUACUCUCGUCUCGUCUCGAGCAUCGCACCGACAGUAUACGGACAUGAAGUGGUCAAGAAGGGCCUCCUCUUGCAACUAAUGGGAGGAGUGAAUAAAGUGACGCCAGAAGGGAUGCACUUGCGUGGCGACAUUAAUAUUUGCAUUGUCGGCGACCCUUCCACAUCGAAGUCCCAGUUCCUUAAGUACAUCUGUUCCUUCCUCCCUCGUGCGGUGUACACGUCUGGAAAGGCUUCCUCUGCUGCAGGUCUGACCGCUGCAGUAGUGAAAGACGAAGAGACUGGAGACUUUACAAUAGAAGCUGGCGCUUUGAUGCUUGCAGACAAUGGUAUCUGUGCAAUCGACGAAUUCGACAAAAUGGACAUCUCGGAUCAGGUUGCGAUCCACGAAGCGAUGGAACAACAGACCAUCUCAAUCGCCAAGGCGGGCAUUCAUGCAACGCUUAAUGCACGGACGUCUAUCCUUGCCGCUGCGAAUCCUAUCGGUGGACGAUAUGACCGUAAGAAGACGCUCCGCCAGAACGUUGCGAUGAGUGCACCAAUUAUGAGUCGAUUCGAUCUGUUCUUCGUUGUGCUAGAUGAAUGCGAUGAAAAGAUGGAUCUGAACAUUGCAGAGCAUAUCGUGAACGUCCAUCGAUUCCAAGAUGCAGCAAUUAAUCCUGAGUUCAGUACCGAAGCGUUGCAGCGGUACAUCGGGUACGCCCGGACAUUCAAGCCGAAGUUAACUGCUGAAGCGGCCGAUGUCCUUGUAGACAAGUAUCGUCUACUUCGGCAAGACGAUGCUAGCGGUUUCGGUAGAAACUCAUAUCGAAUCACUGUCCGCCAGCUUGAAAGCUUAAUUCGGUUGAGUGAGGCUAUUGCCCGUGCGAAUUGUACGCAAGAGAUUACGCCUGCCUUUGUGCGAGAGGCGUAUAACCUCUUACGACAGUCCAUUAUACAUGUCGAACUUGAUGACAUCGACUUUGACGAGGAAGAACUGCAGGGUGAGAACGACAGGGCACAAGAUCUUCGUGAGAGCCGAACUGCAGAAGCAACGGACGACGUCGAAAUGGCACCUGCAGAACAUGAGGCGACGGAUAGCUUCAAUGAGGCUGCAGGUCCAUCUUCACCGACACGAGCAGGCGGACGUGUCGGACAGCUCGCUGCUUCUCCGGCUCCGGGUACCACUCCAGCACCAGCCGUGGAGCAAGCGCCUCCACAGCCAAAGCGAAAGAUGAAAAUCACACAUGAUAGGUAUCAGCAACUUCAGAAUCUGGUCGUGUUCCAUCUAUACGAGCACGAGCAACGCAUGGGGCGAGGUGUAGACCGUGAUGAGCUAAUUGAUUGGUAUCUUGAGUCACGCGAAGAGGAUCUCCAGUCCGUCGAGGAACUUGAGUAUGAGAAAGAGCUGUUUAUGAAGGUGUUACGGAAACUUGUCAAGGAUAACUUCCUAUUAACCGUCAAGGGUGAUGUGCAAGAAUCACUGCCUUUACCUACAGAAGAAGGCGAGACAGGGCAAUCGCAGGAUGACGCGAACACACGUGUAUAUUAUAUGCUGCAUCCAUCCGUUGACACUGAGACGGCUGGUUCACUCUCAUAAAGUUCAGAAUUAGCCUCCAUUCAGCUUCUUUACCGUUGAUUCCAGAUGAUUUGUGUUUUCUGCUGCUGUUCCAUGUGUACUAAUAGUACAUU